AUGUCUCAUGGGUACAUGUCUCAUGGGUACAUGUCUCAUGGGUACAUGUCUCAUGGGUACAUGUCUCAUGGGUACAUGUCUCAUGGGUACAUGUCUCAUGGGUACAUGUCUCAUGGGUACAUGUCUCAUGGGUACAUGUCUCAUGGGUACAUGUCUCAUGGGUACAUGUCUCAUGGGUACAUGUCUCAUGGGUACAUGUCUCAUGGGUACAUGUCUCAUGGGUACAUGUCUCAUGGGUACAUGUCUCAUGGGUACAUGUCUCAUGGGUACAUGUCUCAUGGGUACAUGUCUCAUGGGUACAUGUCUCAUGGGUACAUGUCUCAUGGGUACAUGUCUCAUGGGUACAUGUCUCAUGGGUACAUGUCUCAUGGGUACAUGUCUCAUGGGUACAUGUCUCAUGGGUACAUGUCUCAUGGGUACAUGUCUCAUGGGCAGGGAUACCUCGGGCCUAUUCUAACCCCUGGACCCGCCGGGGAUCGCAAAUGGUAUUUCUAG
Schistocerca nitens (vagrant locust) is the source of this 495-nucleotide messenger RNA. RefSeq names its product histidine-rich glycoprotein-like. Bases 1 to 495 code for a protein of 164 amino acids. The record is from RefSeq and is a predicted model, not a curated record. Lineage: Eukaryota; Metazoa; Arthropoda; Insecta; Orthoptera; Acrididae. The transcript is spliced from 2 exons.